Molecule: messenger RNA, 2617 nt
Organism: Alosa sapidissima (American shad)
Lineage: Eukaryota; Metazoa; Chordata; Actinopteri; Clupeiformes; Clupeidae
Gene: e4f1
Product: E4F transcription factor 1
Exons: 14
Coding region: 88-2349 (753 amino acids)
Biological process (GO): regulation of transcription by RNA polymerase II
Molecular function (GO): DNA-binding transcription factor activity; RNA polymerase II cis-regulatory region sequence-specific DNA binding
Source: RefSeq, a predicted model, not a curated record
UAGUUGUUAUGACUACGAGGUCGUAAAUCCGCCAUGUUUUCAUUGCUCUAGCGUUGCGACAGAGACGGAGAACUCGAACCAUACGACAUGAAACUAGAAAAUAAUAAUACGGCAGAAACAGGGAACGGGCAAACGGAUCACGGCAACAUCAUCACUAUUGAAACCACACUGGGAGACGAGGAUGAAGAUGUGCACAAAUGUGGACGCUGUCAGGAGGAAUUCUCCUUAUUGGAGGCCUUCAUACAGCAUAAGCUGCGUCGGAGCUGUCAGCGUUCUCAAGAACAGCCGAAUAAGGAGAGUCAGAUUGCUGAUGACGGAAAUUCUCCAGCCACGCUAAAUGACAGUGGCAUAUUGUCUUCAGUCGAGCAGGUCAGACCUGAGGAUCCUGACAAAGCCAUUGCUGAAGUUUCCCAGCAAGCAACAUCUCAGGAUGUGGAGUCUAGCGAUCAAGGGGUCCAGGCCUCUGAAGGCUCAGACGGCUCUAAGCUUGUGUUAAGGGUGAAUGAUGAGGGACGCUUCGUCUGCCAGCUCUGUGAGAAAACCUUCAAAACGCCCAACAUCCUGAGGACGCACAUGUCCACCCAUAGUGAGAAGAAAGACUUCCAUUGUGACCUGUGUGGCACUUCUUUCAGAACCAAGGGCUCACUGAUACGCCACAAUCGCCGGCACACAGAUGAGCGACCCUAUCGGUGCAAUCUCUGCGGCCUCUCCUUCAGAGAAUCGGGGGCCUUGACCCGACACAUGAAGUCCAUUACCCCGUGCACAGAGAAGAUCCGCUUCAGCCAGUGCAAGGAGAUCCUCGUUGGCAAGGAUGGCGUCCGGAAAGUAGAGUCUGUGGCGGAGCAGCAGACUACCUCCAUCCUGCCCCAGACGGAGGCUCAGCCAGUGCAGGAGGUCAGUGUGGUGGAGGAGACCCAGGAGCUCAUCCACAUUCAGAUGGUGCAGGAUCCAGGACAGGCCCAGCAGGAGGUUGUCCAGCCUAAGCCUGAUCCCACUGAGGAGAGCAACAAUUUGAUCUGCCAGGCCAUUAUCAACUCGGGCAUCGCCCUGGAGGCGGACGCCAGCACAGAGACAGACGUGGAGCCAGUGCCAGGGCCCGUAGAGAGCCGGGCCGCCGGGUUGGCCCUGCAGACCCCCGAGACCGAAAGCCGUGUCCCCGACAUUCAGCUGUCCGAGGAGUGUGUAGAGAUGGAGGACGACACUGCGCUGAGCUCUGAGGAAACUUCUGAGAAGGAGGGAGAGCCAGUGCCUGCAAAGCUCCACAAAUGUCCUCACUGCAAUCGGGUGUUCAAAGCUUUGAAUUACCUUCGUUUCCAUGUCAAAGGUCACCUGGGCUACAAGCCCUUUAAGUGCAUGGUGUGCCAGAAGGAGUUCCUGACGGGCUACCUGCUGAAGAAGCACAUGGAGGUGCACUUGAGCGAAAGGCGUUACAAGUGCGGCGAGUGCGGCAAGCUCUACAAGACCAUUGGGCACGUGCGUGAGCACAUGCGCGCCCACUCUGACGAGCGGCCCUUCCACUGCAACCGCUGCGACAAGGCCUACAAGACCAAGAAUGCCUUGCAGGUCCACCAGAGGACGCACGGGCAGGAUAAGCCGUACGUGUGCCCUCACUGCACGCGUGGCUUCCGGGAGAAGGGCUCGCUGGUGCGCCACAUCCGACACCACACCGGCGAGAAGCCCUUCAAGUGCCCCAAGUGCAGCCGUGGCUUUGCUGAGCAUGGCACGCUCAACCGGCACCUGCGCUCCAAAGGGGGCUGCCAUACAGGCCAGAGGGAGUCGGAGCAGGCGGUUGCAGUGGCGGUGAAGGAGCAGCAGGUGUCAGCAGAGAGCAUGGCAGCCAUUAUUACCGAAGACCCCCACGCUGUGCUGGUGGAGUUCUCCUCUGUAGUGGCCGACACACAGGAGUACAUCAUCAGGGCAGCUGCAGAGGAGUCUGUGCAGACAGAGGAGGUGGCCCUGCUGCAGGACACUCAGAGUCAGAUGGGUAGUCAGAUCAUGAAGGUGGUGCAGCAGAUCGUGAGCCAGUCGCAGCAGCGGGGCGGAGGUGGGCGCCAGAUCAUUGUGCGCAACGUGGUCGCCGGCGAGGACGACGUGUCCACCACGACCGCCACCAUCUCUGACUCGGGCGACACCAUCACCAUCGCCACGCCUGAAAGUCUGACGGAGCAGGUGGCCCUCACGCUGGCCUCCGCCAUUGGCGACGGCACCAUCCUCACUGCCGCCGCCCCGGAGACCACGGUCACCAUGGUGACGGAGGGCGAGGCCCAAGAGGUGGAGGUGAUGGAGCAGGAGCAGUUUGUCAUCGCUGCCAUCCCCGACGAGAUGGAGAUUCAGACUGUGGUGGUCUGAGACGGAGACCGGCAGACCCAGACAGACUCUGAGAGAUGAGCUUUGGACACAACUGUAGUUCUAGACUCCGCUUUGGUCACAAUGGGGACUGAGCCAGACACAGGGCGUUCACCACAGGAUGCGAGUUAUAUAUUUGAAAAGCAAUGCAGUGCACAAAUGAGUGAGAGACUAAGUGAAAAAAAGGAACUAGUCAAUGACAUUGGCUACUUUGCCUUCUCCUGCCUGAAGAACUACUCGUUUAUGUGUGUUUUUGAACGAAGCUUUUCAC